This is a messenger RNA of Bufo bufo (common toad), 4079 nucleotides long. RefSeq names its product E3 ubiquitin-protein ligase MYCBP2-like. The record is from RefSeq and is a predicted model, not a curated record. Gene Ontology annotation, cellular component: nucleus. Bases 474 to 4079 code for a protein of 1201 amino acids. The transcript has 27 exons. NCBI's taxonomy places the organism in Eukaryota, Metazoa, Chordata, Amphibia, Anura, Bufonidae.
UUUUUCAAUUCAAAAGCUCCAAGAAAUCAAAUAAUGGCACAGAUGUAAAUGCAGGUCAAAUCCCCCAGCUACUGUAUAGACUACCUACAAGUGAUGGGAGUGCUGCUAAAGGAAAACAGCAAGUCAGUGAACCAGUGCAUAUCCUGAAGAGAUCAUUUGCUCGAUCCGUUUCAGUGGAGUGUUUUGAAUCCCUGCUGAGUAUUUUGCACUGGAGUUGGACCACGUUGGUAUUAGGCGUAGAAGAGCUAAGAGGGUUAAAAGGCUUUCAGUACACGGCAACCCUGCUGGACUUGGAGAGAUUGCGUUUUGUUGGGACUUGCUGUCUGCGACUUUUGAGAGUCUACACGUGUGAGAUAUACCCUAUAUCAGCCACAACUAAACCAGUCAUAGACGAAACAACCAAACUGGCUGAAUGCAUCGGAAAGACAAGGACAUUGCUAAGGAAAAUCCUUUCGGAAGGUGUGGAUAACUGUAUGAUGAAACUGGACAAUGAUCCCCAAGGUUAUCUGAGUCAGCCAUUAAGCCUUCUGGAAGCUGUUCUUCAGGAGUGUCAUAACACCUUCACCGCCUGCUUCCAUUCCUUUUACCCCACACCAGCACUCCAGUGGGCAUGUCUCUGCGAUUUACUGAACUGCUUGGAUCAGGACAUCCAGGAAGCAAAUUUCAAGACCUCAAGCAGUCGCCUGCUAGCUGCAGUUAUGUCAGCUCUCUGCCACACUUCUGUGAAGCUUACUUCAAUUUUUCCCAUUGCUUAUGAUGGUGAAGUUCUGCUACGUUCCAUGAUCAAGCAGGUCAGCACAGAAAAUGACACUGCACUGGCACAUCGCUUUCCUCUGCUGGUAUCCUGCAUGGAAAAGCUAAGUCAGAGUGAAGAAAAUGUUUCUGGAAUGACCAGCUUUCGGGAAGUUCUGGAGAAGAUGCUGGUUAUUGUCGUUCUACCUGUAAGGAACAGCUUACGCAGGGAGAAUGAGCUCUUCUCAUCACACCUGGUUUCUAACACUUGUGGUCUUCUGGCCAGCAUAGUCAGUGAAUUAACAGCAUCCGCCCUUGGAUCUGAGGUUGAUGGAUUAAACUCCCUGCACUCUGUGAAGUCCACCCCUAAUCGCUUCACCAAGACUAGCCAGGGCCGGAGCUGGAACACAGGGAAUGGCUCACCAGAUGCCAUCUGCUUCUCAGUGGAUAAACUUGGUGUGGUGGUUGUUGGCUUCUGUGUGUAUGGUGGAGGGGGGAUCCAUGAGUAUGAGCUGGAGGUUUUAGUAGAUGAUAGUGACCACUCCGGUGAUGCCGGACACUCUCAUAGGUGGACAUCAUUAGAGCUUGUAAAAGGCACUUACACAACUGACGAUUCUCCCAGUGAUAUUGCUGAAAUUAGGCUCGAUAAAGCUGUGCCCUUGAAGGAAAACAUGAAAUAUGCCGUGCGCCUGAGAAAUUAUGGCAGCCGCACAGCUAAUGGGGAUGGAGGAAUAACCACCGUUCAGUGUCCAGAUGGUGUGACGUUUACUUUCAGUUCCUGCAGUUUGAGCAGCAAUGGUACAAACCAAACCAGAGGGCAGAUCCCACAAGUUUUAUACUACAGGAGUGAGUACGAUGGAGACCUUCAGUCUCAGCUAAUGAGUAAAGCCAAUGAAGAAGACAAAAACUGCAGCCGGGCACUUUCCGUGGUAAAUGCUGUAACGAGAGCUGCUAAGGACCUGUUACACAGAGCACUUGCUGUUGAUGUUGAUGACAUUCCAGAACUGCUUAGUUCUUCCAGUCUAUUUUCUAUGCUGCUUCCACUUCUGGUAGCUCAUAUUGGACCAGUUGCAGCUGCAAUUCCAAAGGCUGCUGUGGAGGUUUUUGGCCUUGUGCAACAAUUACUACCAUCCGUUGCAGUUUUAAACCAGAAAUAUGCACCUCCGCUCUUCAACCCAAAUCAGUCCACGGACAGUACAACUGGUAAUCAGCCAGAGCAGCUCUCUGCAUGUACUACCUCCAGUCACUACGCUGUGGUGGAAAGCGAACAUCCCUACAAAGCAGCCAGUGUAAUGCAAUACAAGGUGUCUUUCCCAGAGUGUGUUAGAUGGAUAUCAGUGGAGUUUGAUCCACAGUGUGGCACAGCGCAGUCUGAAGAUGUUUUGCGCCUCAUGAUCCCAGGGCGAAAUGCUCAGAUCUCAGGUUUUGGACCAAAGUUUCCUGUUCAUGAAAGCCUUAAUUCCUGGGUUGAACUAAAGAAAUUUUCUGGCUCCUCUGGGUGGCCGACUGCUGUUUUAAUAUUGCCAGGAAAUGAGGCUUUGUUCUCUCUUGAAACUGCAUCGGACUAUGUUAAAGAUGAAAAGGCCUGUUUUUACGGCUUCAAGUGUUUUGCUAUUGGAUAUGAAUUUAGUCCAGGAACUGAUGAGGGGAUCAUUCAGCUGGAGAAGGAGUUGGCCAACCUGGGAGGCAUAUGCGCCGCUGCCUUAAUGAAAAAAGAUCUUGCUCUCCCAAUUGGGAGUGAAUUGGAGGAAGACCUAGAAAUUGUUGAAGAGGCAGCCUUGCAGGUGUGCAAAACGCAUUCUGGGAUUCUGGGCAAGGGCCUUGCUCUGUCACAUUCUCCAACCAUUCUGGAGGCCUUAGAGGGAAAUCUACCACUGCAAAUACAAAGCAAUGAGCAGUCCUUUUUAGAAGACUUCAUCACAUGUGUGCCUGGAUCAAGUGGUGGAAGACUGGCAAGGUGGCUUCAACCAGACUCCUAUGCUGACCCACAGAAGACUUCAUUAAUUCUUAAUAAAGAUGAUAUCCGAUGUGGUUGGCCCACUACCAUAACAGUACAAACAAAAGAUCAAUAUGGGGAUGUUGUUCAUGUCCCAAAUAUGAAGGUGGAAGUGAAAGCUGUCCCUGUGUCACAGAAGAAGACUUCCCUGCAGCAAGAGCAAAUAAAAAAACUUCCCCGGAUACCAGGCAGCCCAUCGUCUUCUGCAUCCUCUGUCACGGAUAUGACUUUUGGUGGCCUUGCAUCGCCUAAGCUUGAUGCUUCCUAUGAACCCAUGAUUGUGAAGGAAGCACGUUACAUUGCAAUCACAAUGAUGAAGGCUUAUGAAAGUUACUCAUUUGAAGAACUUCGCUAUGCCUCACCAAUGCCCAAAAGGCCAAGUGAAAAUAUGUUAAUUAGAGUCAACAAUGAUGGUACCUAUUGUGCAAACUGGACUCCUGGUGCCGUCGGCCUUUAUACGAUACAUGUUACCAUAGAUGGAAUAGAGAUUGAUGCAGGUCUAGAAGUCAAAGUAAAAGACCCACCAAAAGGAAUGAUACCACCUGGGACACAAUUGGUAAAACCAAAAGCAGAGCCUCAACCUAACAAGGUUCGCAAAUUUGUCGCCAAGGACAGUGCAGGGCUUCGCAUUCGUAGCCACCCCUCCCUUCAGAGUGAGCAGAUAGGCAUAGUGAAAGUCAAUGGAACCAUCGCUUUUGUUGACGAGAUCCACAAUGAUGAUGGUGUGUGGCUGAGGCUGAAUGAUGAGACAAUAAAGAAGUAUGUUCCUAACAUGAAUGGUUACAAUGAAGCUUGGUGCCUGUCUUUUAAUCAACAUCUCGGCAAGAGUCUCCUGGCUCCUGUUGAUGAGCAGCUAGGAAAUGCAGAGGAUAUGCUAAAAGACUUAACUGUACGGUGUACCCAAGAAAUGACCAUGCGAGAGCAUGAAGUCCCAGUACUCAGGGGCGGGCCAGGAUUCUACAAGGUAGUGAAAACUGGGCCAUCCGGUCAUAACAUCAGAAGCUGCCCAAACCUAAGAGGUAUCCCAAUUGGAAUGUUAGUACUGGGAAACAAAGUCAAGGCUGUCGGCGAGGUGGUCAGUUCAGAAGGUACAUGGGUGCAGCUUGACAAGAACAGCAUGAUAGAGUUCUGUGAGAAUGAUGAAGGCGAGGCAUGGUCCUUGGCUAGAGAUGCUGGUGGCAAUCAAUAUCUCCGUCAUGAGGAUGAGCAAGUUUUGGAUCAGGGCUCUCAGACUCCCCCUCCGAGCCCAUUUUCCGUUCAGAUAUUUCGCCGGAGUACAAGUGGAAACAUCAUUCCAGGAUUUGAUUAUGGCCUUGGAAAUAACAAAGGUAUAUUUUUACCUAACAAAUAA